Molecule: messenger RNA, 5643 nt
Organism: Sarcophilus harrisii (Tasmanian devil)
Lineage: Eukaryota; Metazoa; Chordata; Mammalia; Dasyuromorphia; Dasyuridae
Gene: ALOX12B
Product: arachidonate 12-lipoxygenase, 12R type
Exons: 15
Coding region: 484-2586 (700 amino acids)
Biological process (GO): lipid oxidation; linoleic acid metabolic process
Cellular component (GO): perinuclear region of cytoplasm
Molecular function (GO): protein binding; arachidonate 12(S)-lipoxygenase activity; iron ion binding
Source: RefSeq, a predicted model, not a curated record
CUCAACUGGCUUCCCCACCCACCCUGGAAGACAUGGCAGUAUAGGGAGGGGCUCUUGGUACCCAUCCCUGCCCGCCCUCUGACUCGACCAGACAGAAAGACUCAUAGCCUCCUCCAAACCACAGCUUCUAAGGAGAGUUGAGAGCUGGAGAGAUCUUCCAAAAUUCAGAGGUCUACUAUCACCAGAUCCCAGAACACCUCCAUUGAGGAGAUAGAUCAUUUCUGUCUAUUCAGAUCUGAGACAUCAACCAACAUCAUUCCUGGAUUCUGAGUCCUGCCAAGAAGAUCAUACUCUUUAUUGGAUCACAGACUCUUUGAGAAAAAUCAUCCAGUCCUCUCUGUAGACAGAGAAGGUUUCCUGACUGCUCUAAGGACGACACCACUUCUAGGAAGCCUGUUAUCUCUUGGUCCCAGUCUGGAUCCUUCAUUUCCAAGUGACUGACACCAAUCCCUCUUGUCCCCUGCUACUGAUUCUAUCCCCACUAUGGUCACCUACAAAGUCAGGGUGGCCACAGGCAAAGACCUGAUGUCUGGGACGUUUGAUUGCAUUUCAUUGACCGUGGUGGGAACUUUGGGAGAGAGCCACAAGCAACGGCUGGAUCAUUUUGGGAGAGAUUUUGCCUCUGGAUCAAUUGAUAGGUACACCAUCCAGUGUGAUCAGGACCUGGGGGAGCUCAUUCUCAUCCGCCUUCACAAGGAGCGUUCUACCUUCUUCCCUAAGAACUCCUGGUACUGCAACUAUGUUCAGAUCUGCACUCCUGCGUGCAUCACCUACCACUUCCCUGUCUACCAAUGGAUAGAUGGCUAUGAGACGUUGGAGCUUCGAGAGGGCACAGGGAAGACAGUAUUAGAUGAAAACCUCCCUAUCCUGUUGACCCAUCGUCAGGAAGAGCUUAGAGCCAAACAAGACUUCUAUCGCUGGAGAGUCUUUGUUCCUGGACUUCCAAACUAUGUGCACAUUCCCAGUUACCAUCCUCCUGUUCGGCAUCGUAACCCUGAUCGGCCAGAAUGGAAUGGCUACAUCCCAGGAUUUCCAAUUCUCAUCAAUAUUAAAGCCACCAAGUUUCUAGACUCAAAUCUAAGAUUUUCUGCUAUCAAGACAGCCUCAUUUUUCCUCCGCUUGGGACCAGCGUCCUUGGGAAUGAAAAUUCGGGGACUGUUAGAUGAGAAGAGAUCAUGGAAAAGGCUAAAGGAAAUCCGCAAGAUCUUCCCUGCCACCAAAACUGCCAUCUCUGAGUAUGUAUAUAAUCAUUGGAAGGAGGAUCAAUUCUUUGGCUAUCAGUACCUCAAUGGCAUUAAUCCUGGCCUGCUGAAACGUUGCCUCUGCCUCCCAGAGAAAUUCCCUGUGACUGAUGACAUGGUGGCCCCAUCCCUGGGUGAAGACACCUGCCUGCAGGCUGAAUUGGAGAAGGGAAACAUCUACCUGGCAGACUACAAAAUCCUAGAGGGCAUCUCUGCUGUACAGCUUAAUGGAAGGCAGCAAUACCAUUGUGCCCCACUCUGCCUGUUGCACUGUGGACCACAGGGGGACAUGAUGCCUAUCGCUAUUCAGCUCAGUCAGACUCCUGGCCCUGACAGCCCCAUUUUCCUUCCCACUGACCCUGAGUGGGAUUGGCUCCUUGCCAAGACCUGGGUGCGUUAUGCUGAGUUCUACUGCCAUGAAGCCAUUUCUCACCUACUGGAGACUCACCUGGUAGCAGAAGCUUUCUGUCUGGCCACCAUUCGGCAACUGCCCAUGUGCCAUCCACUUUAUAAGCUUGUUAUCCCUCACACUCGAUACACCAUCCAGAUCAACAGCAUUGGUCGUGCUCUCCUCCUGAAUGAAGGUGGCCUGUCUGACAGGGCAAUGUCUCUAGGACUAGCGGGUUUUGCUGAGGUGAUGUGCCGAGCUCUUGCUGAGACUAAAUAUGAGGAUCUCUACCUUCCCAAUGACUUCAUCCGUCGUGGGGUACAGGACCUGCCUCGAUACUAUUACCGAGAUGACUGUCUGGCCGUGUGGGAAGCUCUUGAGACGUAUGUGUCUGAGAUCAUCAAUUAUUACUACCAGAAUGAUGCUACCGUGGAAGGAGAUACCGAACUACAAGCUUGGGUGCUGGAGAUAUUUAACGAGUGCUUUCUGGGUCGGGAGAGCUCAGGAUUCCCCACCUGCAUAAAGACAGUGCCUGAGCUCAUCCGUUAUGUCACCAUUAUCAUCUACACUUGCUCAGCCAAGCAUGCUGCUGUCAACACAGGACAGCUAGAGUACACAAGCUGGAUGCCCAAUUUCCCAUCAUCUAUGAGGUGCCCACCCAUGCAGGAGAAGGGGCUGACCACUGAAGAGAGUUUUAUGGAAUCAUUGCCUGAUGUGAAAACCUCAUGCAUUGUGCUCCUUGUGCUCUGGACCCUUAGUAAAGAACCUGAUGACAAGAGACCCCUGGGUCACUUUCCUGACAUUCACUUUGUUGAGGAAGCACCAUGGAAGAGCAUGCAGAAUUUGAAAGAGCGUUUGACCCAAAUUUCCUGCAACAUCCGAGAACGGAACAAGACUCUUCCCAUUGGCUACUACUAUCUAGACCCUGCCUUAAUUGAGAACAGCAUCUCUAUCUAGAUGUUUUCUCCUGGUCCCCAACUGUAAUGCGUACAUAUGCAUGUAUGGACAUGAUACAUAUCAUUCAGGGUCUCCAGCCCUGAUUCUUCUUGAGGAGCUGGGAAACCCAUCUUCCUUUGAGGGAGGAAUGAUUUACCCUUCUGUGGAUUCCUACUUUGUACCACCCAACACACCUUGAACUCUGUUCUUAAACACACACACAUACACACACACACACACACACACACACACACACACACACAUUUCUAGUUGUGUCAAUGUGUAUGAUUUAGGAGUAAGAAAAGUUUGAAUUGUACAAAACAUACUGGGACAGGACUAGGUCUUGACAUCAUUUACUAGUAUCACCGGCAUUUCUGGAGGCUUUAGAACAAAGGAAGGCACAGACCUGCUUUGAGGGGGUGGAGGAGGUAGAGUCUGGAGACAGGAGUGAGAGAGAAGAAAGUGAUAAGGGCUUCAAAUUCUGGGAUCCAAGGCUGGAAUGUGAAGGCUCUAGAAUUAGAUUGGAAGUAGGCAUCAAGAUUUCUUGGCUUUCUAGCUCAAAAUAUGAUGCUGGAUAAGCUGAUGUUUUCUCUAGGGUGGGAAUAGAGAGAGGGCUCUGUUAUAUAGCAACACUGUUCUCUAUAUGGAGAGGAUCAAGGUAGGUAUAAGGCAGGUCUAGGCCCUUAUUCCGUUCCUGGAUGUCUUGGGAGAUCUGGACCAGGCGACUCUGGAAGGCAGCUAUACUUUGUUUGGGGGCCUCCUCCGUGAAGUGCACCUCUGGGUAGGUACCCAGGAGCCUCUGUGAAUAAUGGAGAAACAGAUGGAACUGAGGUAUCUGAGGUUCUCCCUUCCUCCCCCAGAUUUGAACUCCCAACUCUCUUACACUCUGGUUUCCCCCAUCUGGGAAUCAAACCAGGUCAAACCUCUCAGUUUUGCCCUGAAUCUAAAAUCCCUCUGAUCAGGUCCUAGCCCCAAUAAGAAACUGCUUGGCUUACCAUGUCUCUGUCCUGGUCACUGACAACCCAGAAGAGUAUCAGGGCAUGGCAAGCUGUGGAGACAUCCCCGAGGGAUCCUAGAAAGUCUGCAGUGCCCUUAGUUAUGGGUGGAGGCAGUCUCAUGGAGGUGGGAAUGUUGGGUACCCAGGCACUGAAGUCAAACUGACACACACAAAUGCAUCCACAGAUAGUUAAGUCAGGACCCAAGGCUUCCAGCUCCCUUCAGGGGACCCUCCUUUCCCAAUUCUAAGUCACAAUGUUCUCCCACUCCCACUCCCACCUCCCUCCUAAUCUUGAGUUCUUAGAAAUCCAGGACCUUGCCCCUUUGUUACCAGUUUUAUUCUUCUGAGAUCUGAGCUCAAGACCAACUAGGCCCUCUCAGGGACCCAAAAUCAGUAAGAAGUUUAUGAGUCAGCUCACCUGUCCACUGUUGACUGCAGCAUGCUGAGCAGAAGAGUUGAAAAUAAUCAUAGUGAGAAACUGAACCAGGUCCUGCAGGGUCUCCAGGCAAGUGGGGAUACCUGGAGAGACAGCAAGAACUAAGGGGCUAGAUAUCUAUUUCUGAGAGAAACCAGUUCUGGUGGGAGAUGGGAAAACUGAGAUGUUAGGAGCAGAAACCUAUACCUGAGCAUUCUUGGCCCAAAAAGCCCUCCAUGAAGAUUUCCUGGACCCAGGCCUGGAGUUCUGAGUCCUGGGAGACAGAUCUGUCCUCUGGGUAGUAGAUGUCAAUGAUAUUUGAGACGAAUCUGAAAUAGUAAAUAUUUUACUAAAUACCUGUACAUUUACCGUGUAUUCAGCAUACCCAGUAUAGAAGGGGAUUGAUCAAUUAAUCAGUGAGCAAGCUGGUGCUAAUUUCCUUAUUCUAAAGGUGAAGAAAUAGAGGCAAAAUGACUUGGCCAAGGUUACUUGCCCAGGUGUUAUGAGGGGAAAGGAUUAUAAGGAAAGGCUUAGAGUUAGUGACACAAAUGUAUAAUGAAUGAGGUGAAUAGUCCUGCUGGCUUGGAGGACAGGAUGCUUAUUGGGUGGUAAUAGGAGAGAAGGUUAGGACAAAAUAAUCUAUCAGUCAAUAUUUAUUAAGAGCCUAAUAUGUACCAUUUACUACUACUACUACAUAUAUUAUGCUAAAUGCUGGGGAUACAAAAAGAGACAAAAGACAAUUGCUUCACUCAGGGGGCUUGCAAUCUACUAUGGGAGUAACUGGCAAGCAAAUCUUAUGCCAAACAAACUAUAUAUAAGUAGAGAAUAAGUAGGAAGUAGUUAAGAGAAGAAAGGUACUAGAAUUAAGAGGGGUUAGGGAAAGCUUCUUGUAGAUGAUGGGAUUUUAGAUGGGACCACAACACAGAGAAACUUGAAAAAUCAAAGAAAAAAUAGUAAGAAACUAGAGACCAUUGUAGAUUCUUGAGCAGUGACAUAAAAAUAAUGUUUUAGGGAGAUCAAUCUGAUUGCUGUAUACAAGAGGAACUGGAGAAAGAGAAAGACAGGAGGGAAAUCAAUUAUGAAAAAUUACAUCAGGUAGGUAAGAGGGGAUAAAAGUUUAAACUAGAAUCCUAGCAGCAAAAGGUUGAAAGGAGGAUACCAUUAAGAGAAAUUUUGAAAGAAUCAAUAGCAAUAGGUGUCUCAUGGGAUGUAGAGGAGUGAGGGAAAAGUAAAAGUUAAAAAAAACUGGCACUCCAAACCUGAGUGACUAGGAGUAUGGUUCUACCAACAGAAACUGAGACAUUAAAAUAAGCAAGUCAAAGAAAAAGCUAGAAAAUACGAUAUAGAAAGGUAAAAAAUGGUGCCAAAAUCUAGCUCUCUAAGGAGAAUUAGAGAUUGUAGAAUAUAAAAGGCAGGCAGAGGUGUAAAGUCGUACAGAGAAACAUCUGGAGGUCUUGGACCCAUGGGUCCUAAUCUUCACCUUUCCACAGCAUCCCAGAUCUGCAGCCCAUCAUCUCUAUAGUGAUAAUUGGCAAGACCCUGUACCCCUCGAUCAGCCAAGUUGUGGGGUAAGCAGAGGGAACGGUAGGUGAGGAUUUUCAUCCCUCUGGCUACCAGUUCAAGACAGCCAAGGUGUCCUAAAGCUGUAGACUGCAAUGAAACAGAG